AUGGUUCUUCCAAACGAUGUCGAUUUGCUCAACCCACCAGCAGAGUUGGAGAAGAGGAAGCACAAGCUCAAGCGUUUGGUUGCUUCUCCAAACUCUUUCUUCAUGGAUGUGAAAUGUCAAGGUUGCUUUAACAUAACAACCGUGUUUAGCCACUCCCAGACUGUGGUUGUGUGUGGAAAUUGCCAGACCGUCUUGUGCCAGCCAACUGGUGGACGUGCUAGGCUCACAGAGGGAUGUUCUUUCAGGAGAAAGGGUGAUUGA
Oldenlandia corymbosa var. corymbosa is the source of this 261-nucleotide messenger RNA. NCBI's taxonomy places the organism in Eukaryota, Viridiplantae, Streptophyta, Magnoliopsida, Gentianales, Rubiaceae. The record is from the annotation of a GenBank genome assembly.